ACGGAAAACUCGCUAGACGAAAGAGUUUUCCGUUUUCGAGUUGCUUCGCAAGACUAAUUUCCCUAUGGGCGUGCUUCGCAAGACGAAAACGUCUUGCGACUUUGUUUCCUUUGUCUUAAAACCGUUAAAACCAAGGGUGCUUUGCUUGAACAGCUGCAAUUGCGACUUGACUUCGAGGAGCAACUGUUAGCACGCGGUUUGGUAGCCUUUUCUCAGACUUUGCUCAUUUUUGAAGCUUUUCCAAAACUUUUCCAGAACUUCUUUUGCAUCCAUUUGCCAUUUGAGGUUUCUGAAGACUUCGGUGAUUGAUUGUUGAAGCUUUUCCAGAACUGCUUUUGCAUCCAUUUGGUAAGUUAAACUUUUAAAACUUUUUGGGGGGUUUUUGGAUUUUGGGUUGGGGUGUUUGGGAUUCAAGGACUUGGUUCUGGGUUUUAAUUUCUGUGUGGUGUGUGGCUGGGUGCUUUUGAAUUUUUUGGAUUUGAAGCACAUCACUGAUUUUUUUUUCUUUUUCUGAGUUUACGAAGGAGCUGUGCUGCCAUGGGACCCAAGAAGACUGCUGCUGCAGAGGCCGGCGAGAGGAAGAAGGAGAAGGUGACGCUGGAAAUGAAGAAGGAGAUCAUCCGGAAGCACGACGGCGGAAUGCGUGUGACGGACCUCGCCAGGGAGUACGGCAGGAAUCCAUCAACCAUCGGGACCAUCCUGAAGAUGAGGGAGAAGAUCAUGGCGACUGAUGCAGCCAAGGGAGUCACCAGGAUCAUGAAGAACCGCCCAGCUGUUCUGGAGGAGGUUGAGAAGUUGCUGCUCAUCUGGUUAGAAGAGAAGCAGCGUGCAGGGGACACAGUGACUGAGGCCGUCAUUUGCGAGAAGGCCAAGGCCUUGCACGCAGACCUCGUCCGGGAACAGCCAGGAACCUCAGGCGAGCCAGAAGUCUUCAAGGCAAGCAGAGGUUGGUUUGACCGGUUCAAGACAAGAUCUGGAAUCCACAGCGUGGUCAGGCAUGGAGAGGCUGCCAGUUCUGAUGUUCCUGCGGCUGAAGACUUUGCAGCGGAGUUUCUGGAGGUUCUGUCCUCCGAAAAACUGAGGGACAUUUGCCAGAAGUGGAAGGAGGUGCAGACUUUUGCAGACCAGCACCACCCUGACAAGCACAAGGCACAUGACCUUGGGAACACUUAUGAUACGACGGUCAUGUCGUCUUUCAGGGAGGUGCUGAAAAGGCGGAUGAAGCAGCAGACUAUGGACAGGUUCUUGAGCAAGAAGCAAAGAGUGGAAGAGGAACCUUCUUCGAGUGGUCCCCCAGAGUCUUAGAAAAUGUACUGUACACUUUAUUGAUUUUUAAAUGUUUUUCUGUCAUGUUUAUAAACUUAAUUUAUUUUCCCUUCAAUUUUUGAACUGCUCUUUACAGUACGUGUGACUUUAAAGAGCAGUUAAUAAACUCUUGUUGUACCAAA
Messenger RNA from Podarcis raffonei (Aeolian wall lizard), 1448 nucleotides. RefSeq names its product tigger transposable element-derived protein 1-like. Gene Ontology annotation, cellular component: nucleus. The transcript has 3 exons. Gene Ontology annotation, molecular function: DNA binding. NCBI's taxonomy places the organism in Eukaryota, Metazoa, Chordata, Lepidosauria, Squamata, Lacertidae. The record is from RefSeq and is a predicted model, not a curated record. Bases 538 to 1305 code for a protein of 255 amino acids.